Molecule: messenger RNA, 1941 nt
Organism: Aspergillus wentii DTO 134E9
Lineage: Eukaryota; Fungi; Ascomycota; Eurotiomycetes; Eurotiales; Aspergillaceae
Product: Zn(II)2Cys6 transcription factor
Exons: 4
Coding region: 1-1941 (646 amino acids)
Biological process (GO): positive regulation of transcription by RNA polymerase II
Cellular component (GO): nucleus
Molecular function (GO): transcription cis-regulatory region binding; DNA-binding transcription factor activity, RNA polymerase II-specific; zinc ion binding
Source: RefSeq, a predicted model, not a curated record
AUGCUCCGACUUCCCACCUUUGUCCUCCCGGAUUACGCCCAAAAUAACUCCUCCUCCACCCACAAUGGCAUCCACUCCGACUCACAUCAAACCACGGACCGUCGCCACUCCACCCUGUCGGAAAUCCCCGCCCUGCCUGACUGUCCGUUGAUGGAUGACGCCCUCUCUCACCGCGCCAGCAUCAGCACCGAUGACUUUUCCAACUCCAACGACUCGCCUGGUUCUUGGGAUGGCGAAGGCCCCUCGGACUCUUCGUCCAUGGCCGAGUCGCACGUUCGCAUUCACGAUCCCUCCGCCGCUUCUGCCUCGCACCACUUCCCCUCCUCCGGUUCCGUCUCGCACAAACCCACCUUUGGCUUUAACAUCAUCGCCCACGACCCCGACGUCUCCAUGGUCGAGGUCACCCCCAAGGUCGAGGAGUUGGAUGAUGUCGAUGACCUGCAAACCAUCAAACCUGCCGGUGUGGAGGCCAUGACUGAUAACUCCCAUCUUUCUUCCUCCUCCUCGGGUGCUCCCGUCAAUGUUCCACGGAAACGUGGGCGACCGCGCAAACAUCCGUUGCCCGUGCCCGGCAACCAAGUCAAAAUCACAAAGGGCAGAUCCAAGACUGGCUGCAUUACUUGUCGUCGGAGGAAGAAGAAAUGCGACGAAACCAAGCCUGCGUGUUUGAACUGUCAAAAAAAUGCCGUCGUUUGUGAAGGUUAUCCACCCAAGGAAAUUUGGAAGAGUGGUCGACAAAAACUCGAAGAUGCCUUCCGGAGUCAGUCCUUUUUACCUCGCUCCCUCCCCCUGUUAAUCGACGGUGUGGAAUCCGACAUCGAUCGCCGAUUUCUCGAUCAUUUCGUCUACGGUUUCAGUCGUGUCCUCACUCUCAUCAACGAUGACUCCAACCCGUUUAAAGAGAUCCUCCUGCCGAUGGCUACCCAACAUCGCGGUCUGAUGCACUCGCUCAUGUGUCUGUCUGGGUCGCAUCUGUCGGGACUCGACCCUGAGCCCAAGUUGAAGGAACGAAAGUACUAUCACUUUCAUCGUGCGAUCAGAGAUCUCAAGGAUAAUAUCAAUACAUCGUCCAAGACAUCAGAGGAGGAACCCGAACUCUUGGUGGAGGAUCCCAUUAUUGCCUCGACCAUCGCUCUGAGUUUGAAUACCAUCUGUGAAGGAGAGACAAAUGGCGAGUACCGACCGCACAUGGACGCGGCCAGGUACUUGCUGGUAACGCAGCAGCCGCGAAACGAAAAAUUUCGACAGUUCAUCGUCGAGUUCUUCCAGUACCACGACGUCUCGAAUUCCAUCACCUCGCUCGAUCGCCGACCGGCCCUUCUCCACGGCGACCUGCGUCUUCCCGACUUUGUUCCACACGCCCAGGCGGGCAUGUUCCUCGGUGUGUUUGACGGUCUGUUCAACUACAUUUCCGAAGUGACUCGACUGCGCGAUCGCAUCCGGCAACGAUUCAACGAGGGAUACGAGCCUGCGGUGGACUACCAGAUUCUGAGCGAUGCCGUUUCUAUCGACUCGGCCAUUCGGGUCUGGGAAACCUCGCACACUCCUGACACGCCCAACUGGUUCCUGGCCCAGCUGUACCGACAGUCGACCUGGGUCUAUCUCUACCGGACAAUCCGACCGUCGCGACCGAGUGACAAGAUCGCUCAAGUGGUGGACGACGGUCUGGCGUAUCUGGACCAACUACCCCAAGACGCCGGAGCGUACAGUAUUGUGCUGAUGCCGCUGUUCCUGCUGGGCUGCUCGGCGUUUAUCCCUGAGCAGCGAGAGCGGAUCCAAAAAGGGUUCGAAUCGCUCAAGGCGUACUCGAACCUGCGCAACAUCGAGCCGGCGUUCACGGUGGUGCAGCGGGUGUGGGAGGUGAUGGACACCAAGAUCGAGGAGAGUUGGGACUGGGAGAAGAUCAUCAAAGAUAUGAACAUGGAUUUUCUCAUCACCUGA